Ostrinia nubilalis (European corn borer) is the source of this 2725-nucleotide messenger RNA. Its product is annotated as hemicentin-1-like. The transcript has 17 exons. Bases 413 to 2725 code for a protein of 770 amino acids. The record is from RefSeq and is a predicted model, not a curated record. Lineage: Eukaryota; Metazoa; Arthropoda; Insecta; Lepidoptera; Crambidae.
UUGGUACGGACGGUCGCUGCCGGGCGCUGUUUCCGAACGCGUUCGAAGUUCGUAAGCAAUUUGAAUUUCCGAAAUUUAUUCUCGUUUUCUUUUUUAUGGUGUACAACUUUUCGUGGCCAGCGAUUUGUGUUUGUGGUGAAAUUGGCAUUACUUUUUGGUGAUAAUAAACUUGUGAAGUUUUGUGUUUUGCACUGUUGGAGGACAAGCUGAAAAGUGGUAUUAACUAAACGCGGAUGAUGUCAAAUAACAUUUCGGCGAAGCCGUUCUGGGAAUAGAAGGAACGAACCUAAAAACUUUCGGCCAUCAAUGGGAAUUUAAAAGAAUACACCCCAUGUCCUUAUAAGGUCAACGCCACUGUAAUGCUCGCGCGCCCUUGAGAUAUGCGCGGCGAGCGAGAUGCGCGGGGGCAUGGAUGGGGCAUAGAAUGCGCGCCACUCUCGCGCAGAUAUGCCUGUUGCUGACCGUGAUCGGCGUACACACGUUCAUACCGGGCGCUGAUGGCCCAGUGACGAACCAGGAGGCAAUAGAAGGAGGCAACGUCACUCUCUAUUGCGACACCGAAACAGAAUCACCCGACGAGCUUAUGCUCCUAGUUUGGUAUAAAAGCUACACGCCUAUUUUUAGCUACGACGCGCGCAACCAGAGCCAGUGGGCGAACCCUUCCAGUUCAGGUGGCACCAGGAUCUCCGCAACCCUCGACCGGCAGCCGACUUCCAUCACCAUCUCAAGAUUGACGGAGCUGGAUCAGGCGCUGUACCACUGCAGGGUCGACUUCUUGGUGUCGCCGACCAGGAAUAUUGGGGUCAACUUGACUGUAAUCGUCCUUCCAAGUCAACCAUUCUUCUUGGACGAAGUCGGCAACAAGGUGCAAGACAGAAUCGGGCCUUACCACGAAGGAGAUACCUUGGUGCUCAGCUGUCUGGUCAUAGGAGGUCGACCGCCGCCCCGGAUCAGCUGGUACUCUGGGAAGACCCUGGUAGACGCAUCUGACGGAGCCAGUGACAUCCCAACAGUGAGGGAGAACGAGUUAUACCUCCCUCUCACUCGGGACAACGCAGCUGAGCUGACCUGCCGAGCUUCGAACACGCACCUCCGCCCGCCCAUCGAAGCCAGUUUGGAUAUUGAGCUUUAUCUGCCAGCGUACAACGUAUCCAUCUACUUCGUGGAGGGCACGGUGCUGGAUGUGCUACAGACCGGGAAGACCGCCCUGGUGAAGUGCAUCGCCCAUGGCGCGUAUCCGCAGCCCGACCUGGCGUGGUGGAUGGACCGUAAACACCUCACGCAGCAUAGCAAUCAGAGCUGGAGCAACUCCUCCCGGAUUUCGGUCUCGUUCCUGGAGCUGACCCCGACGGUGGUGGACAACGGCGCGACCCUCGCAUGCGUCGCCACCAACCCCGCCAUGGCGCCCAGUAGGGGAUCCAAAGCUGACGUCAUCACGCUCAACGUCACUUAUAGUCCUAUAGUAGAAAUAUCGAGAGUGGACGACGGCUCUUUGACUGAAGUGGUUGAGCUGGACACCCUGAGCCUGAAGUGCGAAGUGAAGGCCAACCCACCUGUAGACAAGUUUAAGUGGUAUUUUAAUGAUAGUCUAAUUAGAUCUGGAGGCAUCUGGGGGGACAGCGUGACGUCUUCCAGCCUUCAAAUAGAAGAAACUACACGCAGACACGCUGGGAGGUACUCCUGCGCAGCGAGCAACGCCGUGGGCGAAACUAGGGCGGACCCCGUCAAUAUUACCGUGCAUUACCCUCCAGAAUGCGCGGAGCGUGGCGUCGUGCUUGUAAAAGAGACAAUAAGAUGCAACGCCCGUGGUUUACCUACCCCCGACACGUACUUCUGGCACGUGCAGCCGGCUAACUCCGACGUCCAGCACCUCACUACCGGCUCCCACCUGCUAACCCUGGCGCAGAUCACUGGGCCUCUAGUCGGCACUCUAAAAGUGACCUGUGAGGCCAGCAACGGCAUCGCAUCACAGUACCAGCCGUGCGUCAAAACGUUCAGCUUGGACCAGCUGAGGCCACCACAGCCGAAGCAGUGCGACUUGGCUUACGAGCACGGGGAGUUCCAGAUGAGAUGCAUACCAGUGGAAAACGCGACCUACUACGAGGUAUCCGUAUGGCGGAUGUCUCCCUCAAACUCCUCCUUGUACCUCGAACACAGGGGCUCGAUGGGCUUCGGGGCCCGUCAGGCCCAGGCCCACGGGGGUGGCGUGUGGCUGGUGAGAGGAAGCCUGAGGAUGUUGAGGCCUACGGAUGAGGCUGGAGCCGCAGCGUGCAACAGAUAUGGGUGCUCGGAUCCGCUGUUACUGAGGCCUACCGAGAAUUUGCUGCAUGCGGCCUCACCGCCUUGGUGGCACUUUGUAAUGGACAAAGACGUGGGAAUCUCCGUUGGCGCCGUGGUCCUGGUGGCCGUGUUCAUCAUCUCCACAGCCCUGGUCAUCCGCCUGGCUCGGAGACCACGGCUGAAGACCCCCACUCCGGUCAUACAGGUGUUGCAGCUGGAUGACGUCACGCAGUACAUUGAUACUAUUGCUGCAGAAAACAAGCGAGCUUCCUGCAGUCUCCGCUCCAUACGCUCAUGCAGCAGUGGCUACUCCGAUGGUUCCGCCCCCGAGGAACCAGUGGCGCCGCCUAUCGACCGUCGACGGAAACCCGUCGCAGUCUGGGAACACUGGGACGCACCACCCCCUGACGUCACGCUCACUUUGCAUAGAGAGAGCGCUGUGUAG